Messenger RNA from Cryptomeria japonica (Japanese cedar), 888 nucleotides. Its product is annotated as G-type lectin S-receptor-like serine/threonine-protein kinase At2g19130. Gene Ontology annotation, molecular function: protein kinase activity; ATP binding. The record is from RefSeq and is a predicted model, not a curated record. The coding region runs from base 1 to 888 and encodes 295 amino acids. The transcript has a single exon. Gene Ontology annotation, biological process: protein phosphorylation; recognition of pollen. Lineage: Eukaryota; Viridiplantae; Streptophyta; Pinopsida; Cupressales; Cupressaceae.
AUGCAACUAUAUGGUCUGCUUGAUGACGGUAAGUGGAGCUUGUUCUGGUCUCGACCAAGAGAUCAAUGUGCUGUAUAUGGUCAGUACGGCGCUUACGGAAGCUGCAACUCCAACAAUAUUCAAUUCUGCAGCUGCGUGGAAGGCUUCACCGCGCUGGACGAUUACACCUGGGCUUCGCAGGAGUGGUGGUCCGGUGGCUGUGUUCGGCAGAGCCAAUUAAACUGUGAUGCCAAAAAUAGCAUCACCGACGGAUUCGUGGAGUCGAGCGUCACGUUGCCUGAUGUUGAUUCCGCUUCCUCAUUCCCUGCAACCUCAAAGAAAGAUUGCCAGAAAGCCUGCUUCGUCAACUGCUCGUGCCCAGCGUUUUCUUUCAGUCCACCUUCAGGGCGGUGCCACAUCUGGUCAAGGGAUUUGUUAAACAUGCAUCAAAGUGAAUCCAAGACCAAUUCAAAUGUUUUCAUUCGGGUAGCUGCCUCUGCACUUCCGCAGACCGAUAAAUCGCCCUCCUCCAAACGCAUAACCACAAGUGUUGUGCUAGGUAUUGUUGGUGCUGUCACCGUUACUCUGGGUAUAUUUUCAAUUUUAAUGUGGCGGUGGCAUUGGCAGAGACAUUGGCUAGGGUCAAUUGAGAGGUGUACAGAUUCCUCAGACCCUUUUCUAAGAAUGUUUAGUUACAUGGAGUUGAAGAUCGCAACUAGGAAUUUCAGGUAUAAGCUGGGGAGUGGAGGAUUCAGCACGGUGUUCAAAGGAUACCUAAUAGACGGUACGGUUGUCACCGUGAAGAAAAUAAAGGGUUCCAGACAAGAUGAGAAGCAAUUCCGAGCGGAAAUCAGUUCCCUUGGAAACAUACAACAUGCGAAUUUGGUCAGACUUCGAGGGUUUUGCUGA